This is a messenger RNA of Nicotiana tabacum (common tobacco), 1497 nucleotides long. Its product is annotated as putative 1-acyl-sn-glycerol-3-phosphate acyltransferase 4. Gene Ontology annotation, cellular component: endomembrane system. The record is from RefSeq and is a predicted model, not a curated record. NCBI's taxonomy places the organism in Eukaryota, Viridiplantae, Streptophyta, Magnoliopsida, Solanales, Solanaceae. Gene Ontology annotation, molecular function: acyltransferase activity.
UUCCUUCUUUGAAGGAGUCUUCCCUCCUUGGUAUAUUGCUUCAGGUGCAAUUCUGCAAAUCUCCCAAGUUUUAUCCAUUUUCGAUGCUCUCCAGUUUCGCUCACCUCUAGAUAUGAGCUUCAGGAGUUGUAGUCCUCCAUGUUUAUGGGAGCUCCGCCAAUUUAUGUUCUAUAUAACGAGUGAGAGUAAAGUUACUGAAAUUGCGCGCAUGUAAGAACUUUUAGCUGGCUCAUAUCUUCAGCUCUUUUAGACAAUCGCCUUGAGCACAGAAGAUAGGAUGGAACUUAGCCAGGUUCUUGCCUCUGACGAGAAAGCAAAACAUUUUCCUUUAACACCUUUCAGAAUCCUCAGGGGUGUGAUAUGUUUAGCGAUUCUUCUUUCAACCGCAUUCAUUUGCUUAAUUUAUUUCGCACCAAUAGCAGCUGUUCUCUUGCGCUUCUUCAGCACACAUUAUAGUAGGAAAGUAGUGUCAUUCCUCUUUGGUCUUUGGCUUGGAUUGUGGCCGUUCUUGUUUGAAAAGAUAAAUGAAACCAGAGUGGUCUUUUCUGGAGAACAUGUUCCACCACAAGAACGUGUUCUGCUGAUGGCCAACCACAGAACAGAAGUUGAUUGGAUGUACUUGUGGGAUCUUGCAUUGCGGAAGGGAUGCUUGGGUCACAUCAAAUAUCUACUUAAGAAAAGUUUGAUAAGAUUGCCAGUCUUUGGAUGGGGAUUUCAUGUGCUGGAGUUCAUCCCACUCGAGAGAAAAUUAGAAGUGGAUGAACCAGUUAUAAGACAGAUGGUUUCGACUUUUACCAAUCCUCAGGAUCCACUUUGGCUGACCCUUUUCCCCGAGGGAACUGAUUUCACUGAGCAGAAGUGCAAAAGCAGCCAAGAGUUUGCUAUCAAGAAUGGAUUACCUGUUCUAAAGAAUGUACUGCUUCCUAAGACGAAAGGUUUUUAUGCAUGUUUGGAAAUAUUAAGGAGCUCCUUGGAUGCAGUUUAUGAUGUGACUAUCGCAUAUAAGAAUCAGUGUCCAACUCUAUUGGACAAUGUUUUCGGCGUGGAUCCUUCUCAAGUACACAUUCAUAUCAGACGCAUUCCCAUAGAGGAGAUUCCAGCAUCCGAAAAGGAGGCAUUUGCAUGGUUGAUGGAGACAUUUCAGUUGAAGGAUCAGUUACUCUCUAAUUUUAUUGCAAAUGGUCAUUUCCCUAAUGAAGGAACCGAAGAAGAACUCUCUACAGCAAAAUGCUUGGUCAAUUUUACACUAGUAAUUGCUGUUAGUGGAAUACUUGCAUUCUUUACAUUUUAUUCAUUCAUCUGGUUCAAAAUAUAUGUAGGUUUGUCUUGUCUAUACCUUGCUUCUGCUGCUUACUUCAAUUUUAGACCACAACCUCUUCUUGGUUGUACUAAUGAAAAGCCUUGGUGCAGAAAAAGUUCAUAGAAUGAAAAACCAGCACAAGGUAAUAUUGAUGAUGAUUUUGAAUUGCAUUCUUCAAAUUCUUAACAAUAUUCGUU